Molecule: messenger RNA, 1122 nt
Organism: Haliaeetus leucocephalus (bald eagle)
Lineage: Eukaryota; Metazoa; Chordata; Aves; Accipitriformes; Accipitridae
Gene: ASPN
Product: asporin
Exons: 7
Coding region: 7-1122 (371 amino acids)
Molecular function (GO): protein binding
Source: RefSeq, a predicted model, not a curated record
GAAGAUAUGAAAGAAUACACGCUCCUUCUCUUCUUGGCUUUGUGCUCUGCCAAACCUCUCAUUGGUCCUUCAUAUUUUACACUAAAGAAUAUGAUGCUCCAAGAUAUGGAAGAAGAUGAUGAUGAUUAUGAUGAUGACAACUCUCUAUUUCCAACCACUGAACCAAUUAUACCACUAAUUCCUUUUGAUCUAUUCCCAGUAUGCCCCUUUGGAUGCCAAUGCUAUGUGAGAGUUGUCCAUUGCUCUGACCUAGGUUUGACAUCAAUACCUCGCAACAUUCCACCAGAUACUCGUAUGAUUGACCUUCAAAACAACAAAAUUAAAGAGGUCAAGGAAAACGAUCUCCAAGGACUCACAUCACUUUAUGCACUGGCUUUGAACAACAAUAAAAUAUCCAAGAUUCAUCCAAAAGCCUUUCAACCAACAAAGAAGCUACGACGACUGUAUUUGUCCCAUAACCAGCUAACUGAGAUUCCAACAAAUCUACCAAAAACUUUAGCAGAGCUCAGAAUUCAUGCUAAUAAGGUUAAAAAAAUCCACAAGGACGUAUUUAAAGGAAUGAAGUCUCUACAUGUUUUAGAAAUGAGUGCAAAUCCUCUUAACAAUGAUGGAAUAGAGCCAGGGGCUUUUGAAGGAGUAAAUAUCUAUCAUAUAAGAAUUGCAGAAGCUAAAUUAACUUCAAUUCCUAAAGAACUGCCCUCUAGUCUACUAGAACUUCAUUUAGAUGACAAUAAGAUCACAACAAUCGAACUUGAAGAUUUUAUCCGGUAUAAAGAUCUUCAAAGGCUAGGCCUUGGGAAUAACAAAAUCAAAGAUGUGGAAAAUGGAAGUUUUGCCAACAUACCAAGCAUACGCGAAAUCCAUCUUGAAAAAAAUAAACUCAAGAAAGUUCCUCCUGGAUUACCCGAACUGAAAUAUCUGCAGGUAGUCUUCCUUCAUUCUAAUCAUAUUGCAAAACUGGGAGUGAAUGAUUUCUGUCCAACAGGAGGAAGAAAGAAGAAAGCGUUAUACAGUGGCAUAAGCCUCUUCAAUAAUCCUGUAAAGUAUUGGGAGGUUCAGCCUUCAACUUUCCGUUGCAUUUUAGCCAGAAACAGCGUGCAACUUGGAAAUUUCCUCAAAUGA